CUUACUGACAAAAGUCCAGCUACUGUCUCUUAUACAACCUUGCCUAUACGUGACUCACAAGCAAUAAUCAUACCCCCUCUCGAAAACCAAACUAAACAUCCGUGUUCUUUUCGCAAACCCUCAAGCUCUUCUUUGUAAUCAAACCAAACCAUACACACACACACGCAUAUAUAUAUAGAGACUACUUUCUCAAGCAGGCUCCUGUCUGAGGAGCAUUCCAUAAUAAUAAGAGUUAAAUAAUAUCCUGAUGGAGAGUCAAGAUGGUACGAUAGCCUUGACAGGCCAAAUUGGGUUGAUCUGGAAACAAACCAAGGCGCCGCUGCUUGUGCCGUUCUUGAAAGUUAUGAUCGUUGUAUGUCUGGCAAUGUCGGUAAUGCUUUUCGUGGAAAGGGUGUAUAUGGGGAUAGUCAUAGUGUUUCUCAAGUUGUUAGGGAGAAAACCAGAGAAAAUGUACAAAUGGGAGGCAAUAAAGGAUGAUGUUGAGCUUGGUAAUUCUGCUUAUCCCAUGGUUCUCAUACAAAUCCCAAUGUACAAUGAAAAAGAGGUUUAUCAACUAUCCAUUGGAGCUGCAUGUGGACUUUCUUGGCCAGCUGAUCGUAUCAUAAUUCAAGUUCUCGAUGAUUCAACAGAUCGUGCCAUUAAGAGCAUGGUGGAACAAGAAUGCAAAAGGUGGGCAAGCAAAGGCAUAAAUAUAAAGUACGAGAUAAGGGACAACAGGAAUGGAUACAAAGCAGGUGCUUUGAAAGAAGGAAUGAAACAUAGCUACGUGAAACAAUGUGAUUAUGUCGCCAUUUUCGAUGCUGAUUUCCAGCCUGAACCGGACUUCUUAUACCGGACCAUCCCUUUCCUCAUCAACAAUCCUGAAAUCGCACUCGUUCAAGCACGUUGGAAAUUUGUCAACUCAGAUGAAUGCUUAAUGACAAGGAUGCAAGAGAUGUCAUUGGAUUACCAUUUCACAGUGGAGCAAGAAGUGGGGUCUUCAACCUAUGCUUUCUUUGGUUUCAAUGGGACGGCUGGUGUAUGGAGAAUUUCAGCAUUGAAUGAAGCUGGUGGAUGGAAAGACAGAACAACUGUGGAAGACAUGGAUUUGGCUGUCCGGGCUAGUCUUAAAGGCUGGAAAUUCGUUUAUGUUGGUAACCUCAAGGUGAAAAAUGAAUUGCCAAGUACAUUCAAAGCUUACAGGUAUCAACAGCAUAGAUGGUCCUGUGGCCCUGCUAACCUCUUCAAGAAAAUGGCAAUCGAAAUCAUAAGAAAUAGGAAAGUAUCUCUAUGGAAGAAGUUUUAUGUGAUAUACAGUUUCUUCUUUGUCCGAAAGAUAGUAGCUCACAUUGUCACAUUUGUUUUCUACUGUGUCGUUUUACCCACAACUGUUUUCGUUCCCGAAGUCCAAGUUCCUAAAUGGGGAGCAGUCUACAUUCCUUCUAUCAUCACCCUUCUCAAUGCUGUCGGAACUCCAAGAUCAUUGCAUUUGGUGAUGUUUUGGAUUCUUUUCGAGAAUGUAAUGUCACUACAUCGGACUAAGGCAACAUUCAUCGGUCUAUUGGAGGCCGGACGAGUGAACGAAUGGGUUGUUACGGAGAAAUUAGGAGAUGCUCUCAAGGCUAAAUCAGGGGCAAAAGCUUCCAAGAGAACUCAUAUCCGAAUGGGAGAAAGGCUCCAUCUGCUAGAGCUUGGGGUUGGGGCAUACCUAUUCUUCUGUGGCUGCUAUGAUAUGGGAUUUGGAAAGAAUCGGUAUUUCAUAUUCCUUUUCCUUCAAUCUAUCGCCUUCUUCAUCGCCGGUUUCGGUUACGUCGGAACCUUUGUUCCGACCUCCUAGCCCCAAAAUCAUCUCCGAUGUCUACAUUUCUUUCAUUGCUUUUUUGGUCUUCUGCUCAUUCCAUUGAAAUUGUUAUAGUUUUUAAUUAGAUUAUUACAGAGGGUGGUCAUUCUUUUAUACUGAGCACAGUCAAGUUGGAUUAGAAUUUUCUCUUGUACAAACAUGUUCAAGAAAAAUGGAAGAAAUUACAGAAAAUAGUAUUCAUUUUUCCAUAUUUGAGAU
Molecule: messenger RNA, 2038 nt
Organism: Gossypium raimondii (Peruvian cotton)
Lineage: Eukaryota; Viridiplantae; Streptophyta; Magnoliopsida; Malvales; Malvaceae
Product: glucomannan 4-beta-mannosyltransferase 9
Exons: 9
Coding region: 248-1816 (522 amino acids)
Cellular component (GO): Golgi apparatus
Molecular function (GO): mannan synthase activity
Source: RefSeq, a predicted model, not a curated record